UAACUUCAGCGGUCGUGUGUUUUCGGAUCAGUACUUGAGUUAAUUAUUUUUAAAUCUUUUGAAUUAAAAAGCUUAUUGUUCAAAAGUGGUACCAAUUAUGAGCUAACAAGCUAUGGCUGAGUUUUCACAAUCAAUGUUCCUGGGGGAAAAUACCCUGGACCGAAUAGAAAAGCAAGCCACAAACAAACAGCGCAACAAACCGGAACAGCUUUCGACACCGCCCCCAUCAACUUCCGGAGCGGCCAACAGGCGAACGAUCCGUUCCAGUCAGGCCGUCAAACGCCACAGUAGCGAUGAGCAAGGACUAGAAGUGAUUGAAGAAUCGCCCACCAAUAACGCGACUCGGUUUGGUGGCAGUGGAGGGGACGUUACUCGCCAGAAAAGUGUCCGCGAGCGGUUGAAAACCAUCGGAACGCAGUCACGGUCGUCGCGAUCCCGGAAGGCUUUCCGCCGGAACAAGUCCGAUUCGGUCGUGUCGAAGGUGGGGGCGGCUGUGCUUCAGAGUUCGAAGGCAAGAAGUGAAAGUAGGGAUCAUCUGGAUAUGAUCGAUUCGGAACUGUUGAAGAGUGAUGUGUGCUUUAAUGGGCUGUCCGGGGUUCCCGUGGAGGAAGUGGAAGCGAAGGGAGCACAGAAGACGGAAAUAAACAUCUCGAAACUGUUGGAGUCGGAUUUGAGCUUUGAAGUGCCGAAACUAACCGGACAACAUAAUGGCCAGCGAAGCCCCCCGGAUGCCAAAGUAUCAAGAAGAAGCGAUGAGUUUGAGGACAUGUUCGGAAAUACAGAUUUUUCCGUGGAUUUACAUCCACGUAGCCAGAGUUUGGUAAACUCCUAUCGAGACUCAAAGCCCUACGAUAACAUGUUCGAGCAGAGUGCUUUUACCUUAGAAGUUCCGGAGGAACCGAAAGCAGCAGAACCGCAAAUGACGAGCCACUUCCGAGAAGCUGCUGAAGAUGAAGAGUUGAGAGAAUUCUCUGAGCUGCAAGAGUCGCUUCGCGUUGACCCGAACGAUUCGGAUCUCCAGAUUUCUUCAGAACGUUUGGAAAUCCCUUUGUCCAUCGAGAAUGUUACGUUUGCACAUUUACCUUCGGUGAAAGGUUUGGAAUUGGAACAACAAGAAAUGGAUAAGUUUGUAUCCAACAGAAUCGAGCAGUCCAGAUCUUCGAUGGUUCAAGUCCCAACAAAGCCUCAAUCUGGAAGUCUCAGCAAAACGCUUUCCAUGACGCAAAGUCACACUUUUCCGUCGCAGAUACCUUCCAAGCCAAGCACAGCAAACACUCGACCCGAGCCACCAUCCAACGGUUCAAUGUCCCUGGACUCGUCGAAAAAUCUUCGCCUGGUGUCGAACUGGGGUCUUCCGGAUCCCAUAGCGAAAGCUUACGCCAGAAAAGGCAUCACCGAGCUGUUCCAGUGGCAAGCGGACUGUCUUUCGAACGCCAAAGUGAUACUCGAGUGUGCCAAUCUGGUCUACAGUGCUCCCACUUCCGGUGGGAAGACCUUGGUCAGCGAAUUCCUGGUCGCCAAGACCGUGGUCGAGAGGAAGCGGAAGGCGAUCGUGAUUCUGCCGUUUGUGGCGGUGGCCCGGGAGAAGAUGUUUUACUUGCAGGAAAUCCUCUCACCAGCGGGAAUCCGCGUGGAAGGCUUCUUCGGUGGACACAAUCCUCCGGGCGGCUUCGACAGUGUCGACGUGGCCGUGUGUACGAUCGAGAAGGCCAAUUCGAUUGUCAAUCGCUUACUGGAGCAACGAAAGCUGGGAGACGUUGGACUGCUCGUGGUGGAUGAAAUCCAUCUGAUAUCGGAUUCGUCGCGGGGAUAUAUUCUGGAACUGUUGCUGACGAAGAUUCGUUUCGCGAGUGAAAGGCUGGGCGAGCGGAUUCAAGUGGUGGGGAUGUCGGCCACAUUGCCCAACAUGGAACUGCUGGUGGAGUGGUUAGGUGCGGAACAGUUUCGGACCGAUUAUCGUCCAAUUGAACUGAAAGAGAUGGUCAAGUUGGGAACUUGUGUGUUUGAUAAUCAGAAGAAGUUGCUGAGGAAGUUGGAUCCGGAUCCGUUUCAGGAGAUUAUGCGGGAUCAGGAUAACGUGGCUCAGCUUUGCUUGGAGACCAUUCUGGAGGGUUGUUCAGUGAUUGUGUUCUGUCCGUCCAAGGAUCGGUGCGAACAGUUGGCACUUCAUCUGGCCGAGUUCAUCUAUCGAACGUUGAAAAGUGAGGGAAACCUGGGUGAACGUUUGCGUCAGGAGAUACACCGGGACAAAUUGGAGGAGGCGUUAGGGUUGUUGAAGAACUGUCCAACCGGUUUAGAUGCAGUGUUGGGGAAAACUGCUCGUUAUGGAUGUGUGUAUCAUCAUGCAGGUCUUACGGCUGACGAAAGGGACAUCAUUGAAAGUUCUUUCAAAAGUGGAAACCUAAGGAUUAUUGUGGCAACCAGCACAUUGAGCAGUGGAGUCAAUUUACCGGCUAGGCGGGUUAUAAUCCGGACUCCUAUGUUUGGUGGAAGUGUAAUGAAUUCGUUGACCUAUCGGCAGAUGAUUGGAAGAGCUGGCCGAAAGGGUCGUGAUAUUCUCGGAGAAUCGAUCCUGAUGUGCGACGGACAAAGUUCUAAAGCGGCUUGGGAAUUGGUAAAAACGGAACUAAAACCCAUUGCUUCCUGUCUAGACGGAGAUGGCUACAGCCACCUGAAACGCGCCAUCCUGGAGAUCAUCGCUUCCGGAGUGGCGUCCAGCACUGCAGAUCUGGAAAGCUUCGUCAACUGUACGCUGUUCAGUUGUGAGAAAAAGUGCCGCUUCUCGUUUACCAUAGAUUCACUAGAACAAAACCAUCGGCAUGUGGCGUGGUCAAAGAAAGGCAAGUCAGAUACCAAUCAUGAGGAGAGGGACAGGAUCGAUCCCAUAGCGAACUGUGUCCGUUUCCUGCUAGAAUACGAAUUCAUCCGAAUGCAAACCAAUGUGGAAAGUGGCGAAACGUUGCUGGUUUCUACCCCGCUUGGUAAUGCAUGCCUGUCAGCUUCGAUGGCACCUCGAGAUGGAUUCCUGUUGUUCAGCGAGCUGCAGAAAUCUCGACAGUGUUUCGUACUAGAAUCCGAACUGCACGCCAUUUAUCUGGUGACGCCAUACUCCGUAAGCUAUCAGUGGCAGAACAUCAGCUGGGUAGAUUUUCUCGAGCGAUGGGAGAACAUGGACGCGGCAAUGAGACGGGUUGGUGAGCUGAUAGGCAUUCGAGAUGCCUUUUUGGUGAAGGGUUUGCGCGGUAAGAUCGGCGAAGCAGACCACGAAAGCCUCAUGACGCACAAACGUUUCUACACGGCUUUGGCAUUGAAGCGACUUGUCGACGAAGAACCACUAAGUGUGGUGGCCCAGCAAUUCCAGUGCUCUCGAGGAUUACUACAGAGUCUACAGCAGGUUGCGUCCACGUUUGCAGGUAUCGUCACUGCGUUCUGCACAUCGCUCAACUGGAAUUUGCUGGCGAUGAUCAUCACACAGUUCAGAGAACGCCUCUACUUCGGAGUACAGCCGGAUCUUCUCGACCUGAUGCGCAUAGCUAGUUUGAAUGGACAACGAGCCCGGUUGCUAUUCAAUGCCGGCGUGACUGGGCUCUUGGAGUUGGCCAACAGCGAUCCCCUUAAGAUAGAGCAAAUCUUGUACAAUUGUAUGAGCUUCGAAACGGAACAACAGCGCAAAGGCGAGGAAGAAUUUGAAACACGACGGAGACUCAAUCAGCGCAAUCUGUACGUGACGGGAAGAGCUGGUUUGACUGUUCAGGAAGCGGCCCACUUACUGGUGACGGAAGCUCGGCAAUAUAUACAGCUGGAGAUGGGUGUGCGUAAUCCGGAUUGGGAGGAAAACUCUGGGAGCAAGGAAGCAAAUGAAUCGCUUCCAAUGGAAAAGGUUGACAGCGAAAACCUAUUCACACCUGUACAAGCUGUUGUUCAAAUAAAAACGAAAGAAACGUCCGCGUCUGAACGACGCCAGCAAAUGCCCUCGGUAGUUUCUUUCGAAGUAUCGGAUCUGGACAGCAAUAGGGAAAUAGAGCAGCUCCACAAUUCACUUAUAAUGAACUUUUCGCACGUGUUGAGUGAUGAUAAAGUGCCAUCGCAACAGCUAGGUGGCGGUAAAUACGAAAGCUUGAACGUUGUAGAUCUUUGUGUCGAUGCAAGGUUAUUCGAGAAAUUUGCAGCUAUUUUAGAUCAAUCCGAUUCUGUUAGUGUUUCUUUUGCUAUUAGUCAGUUUGAUCGUUCCAAGUCAGUUAUUGGCGGUAAUUUGCUGAUCAACCAACAAGUGAAAACCAAUCAAGAUGAAAUUGUGCGGAACUAUCCUUUUCUGUUCGAUAACUUUUAUCUCAGUGGAGCUGCGUUCACGUUUCCGGAAGUUGGUGGAGAUGAUUCCGACAAUGUAGUUUAUUAUGUGAAUCUUCGAAAAAGCGGUGCAGUAAAAUGUGAUCAGAAGAUAUCGAUGGUUGGUAGAUUGUUGGAGCGAGAAAACGUCACCGUUGACAUGUACGAUGCCAAGGAACAGCUCAAGGCGAUAUAUCGAAGUGGACUGUUGUCUCUGGAGCAAGAAGUGAUUACUAGUCUUCGCGAUCCGAAGGUCGCCUGUUGGUUGUUACAAGCCGAGGAAAAGGUUAUUCCACUGCAAGCUAUGGUCCAGCAAUACUGUCCAGAACUUACCUCACUAUGUCAAAUGGCGGGUCGUUGCCCAGGAUCCACCGGACCAGGUUCAAACUACAUGAGCACGAUUGAUGCAAAAAUCAGAUGCACCGUAGAGAGCUUCCUCGUGUCACACCUGAUCCGCGCCCAGAUAGCUCAGUUCGAUCAACUGGAUCGAACGCAGGAAAUGCUGCCCACUUUUGUGCAGCGCGAAAUGCCCAUCCAUGGGGCACUGGCUCGGAUGGAACUGGUGGGAUUCCCAGCCGAUGCUAACAAAUUAGCUCACCUAAUCGAACGACUCAAGACGGCCCAAGAGCGGAUCAGUGAACGGGUUCGAACGUUGAACGGAGGCCGCCGGUUGAACUUUGCGUCCACCAGUGAAGUAGCCGCUGCUUUGAAAGUGCCCCGCGAACGGAACGGUAGGGUGAAAACCUGCCGUCAGGUGCUGGAAAAGAUUGAUUCCCCGCUGGCAACGUUGGUCAUUGCGUAUAGGAAAAUCGAGAGCAACCUUAGUCGGACGAUCGAACCACUGUACAGGGCAAUUAGGGAUGGGAAACGGAUCUAUGGUAACAGUUACUGCUUCACUUCUACUGGGAGAAUUUCCAUGCAUGAGCCCAAUUUGCAAACCGUCGUGAAGGAUUUCAGGGUUGAAAUUGACCCCGGUCAAGUCGAGGUGUUCAGCUGCCGAAGUACAUUCGCCUGUUCCGGUCCCGAUCGAAUUCUUCUAUCGGCGGAUUUCUGCCAGUUGGAGCUGUGCGUACUAACUCAUUUGUCUCAGGACCGGAAGCUCCUGGCAGUGAUGAAUGGUGGCAAGGACGUCUUUCGCGGGAUCGCCGCCAAAUGGAAUCGCAUCGAAGAUGAGGCCCUGGUGUCGGAUGAGUUGCGGAACUACACCAAAGCUAUCGUGUAUGGAGUGAUCUACGGAAUGGGCGCUAAAUCUAUGGCGGCGGAAUUGAACGUAGAUGAGGAUAUGGCCCGCACGCUGAUGGAGCAGUUUCACUCGACCUAUCCGGAAAUUCGCCGGUAUGCAGAUAAGGUGAUUCAGGUGACGAGAGAACGAGGCUACAUAGAAACACUCACCGGUAGAAGGCGCUAUCUUCCAGCGAUUCACAGCACUGAUAUGAAGAAACGGUCCGAAGCGGAACGCCAAGCUGUUUGCACGACGGUUCAGGGUUCGGCAGCGGACAUUCUGAAAAACGCCAUCCUGCGAAUGAUGCGCAAUUUGAGAAAGUAUCGUCAAACGCUUCGGCUUGGACAGGUUGAACUGGUGCUACAUAUGCACGAUGAACUGAUUUUCGAAGUGCCACGCGAUCAGUCUCGCAAGGUGGCGAAAAUUCUCAAAUCUAGUAUGGAAAACUGCGCGAAGCUCAGUUUGCCGCUGAGGGUAAAGGUCAAAAUGGGGGCCAGUUGGGGAGAAAUGCAGGAAACUCAAGUGUGAUAUGGAUGUGAGUUGUAAGACUGAACAAGUUGAUGCUGUUUUAGAUAGAAAA
This is a messenger RNA of Aedes aegypti (yellow fever mosquito), 6128 nucleotides long. RefSeq names its product DNA polymerase theta (gene DNApol-theta). Bases 113 to 6076 code for a protein of 1987 amino acids. Gene Ontology annotation, molecular function: DNA binding; DNA-directed DNA polymerase activity; ATP binding. Lineage: Eukaryota; Metazoa; Arthropoda; Insecta; Diptera; Culicidae. Gene Ontology annotation, biological process: DNA-templated DNA replication; double-strand break repair via alternative nonhomologous end joining. The record is from RefSeq and is a predicted model, not a curated record. The transcript has 8 exons.